AUGUAAAAAGAAACAACAAAAUCUAAAAAAAGUUUUAAAGCUUAUGAUUUAGAAUCUUAAAAGACAGUUUCUUAAACUAAUGAGAAACAUAAUACAUUUAACACUUAGUAAAGCGAAGAAAAAGAAGAAAAUUAGAAAAAAUAGUCUUUUUUUCAGAGAUUAUGCGGAUUUUUCUAACUUACUAAUAAUUAUGAUGGAGAAUGGCUUGAAGAAGAUAUUAUAAGAUUAAUAAAUAAAAGAAGCUAAAAUGGGAGAUAAAUAAAAAAAUUCAUAAAAACUUUAUGUGAAAACUAAAAAUUUAUCUAUGAUAAGUCAUGUGAAUUUUCAGAGAAAGUUAACUCAGCAUGUGAAUAAUAUUUUUACAGCCAAGAUUAGAAAGACGAAAUCAAAAAAAAAUUUAGUGAAGCAGCAACUAAAAGGUAUGAAAAGGAAAAGGAAUUGACAGCCAUAUAGUUUAUAUAGUAAAGAGAUGAAAAAAUUAGUAAGCAAAGAGAAGAUUAAGAAUCUAAAAAGGGAUCUCCUUAGAUUAAAGGCUUAUAAAAAUAGAUAUCUGGAUAAUCAAAUCCGUAAUUAAUUGCAUUAAAAAAGUCAAAUAUGAACUAAUCAAUUAAUGAUCAAAAUAAAUCAUCAAUGUAGAGUUAAAUAGAUUUCGAUAUUGAAAAAUAAAACUCUGGCAAAUAAAAUUCUAACUAAGAUUAAGAUGAUUUUUCAGUUGAAUAGAUAUAGCAUACUUAGUAGUAGUAAAGGAAUAGUGAAAAAGAAGAUAACAAUGAACACGAAGAUAAUUAAAGUGGAGAUGAAGAGGAUGAAGAAGAAGAUGACGAUGACUAUUAGGGGUAAAAGAGAAAAAACCAAAAUGAUGAAGACAUAGAUCUAAAUUUUACAGACAGUGAUGAAGAUGAUAAUAAUAAUGGAGAAAGUGAUGAAGAAGAUAGUGACAAUGAUAGUGAAGAGGAUGAUUAGGAAGAAGAUGACUAACAUAAUACUGAAAAUAAAUCUAAUAGUUAGAAAUAAGCUAAAGAAAAUUUAACAUUAAAAAAAUAGAAACCUUUAUUUAAUGCUUUAGAUAAUGAGCUUAUAAAAGGUAGCUCAAUAGAAAAUUAGAAUUACCGAUAAUCUAAAACACGUCACUUUUCAUUAGCUUUAGCAACAAAAGAACCUAAAUUUUUUGAAAUAUUGGAAAACAAAGUAUAAAGAAUUAGAGUGACUGAUAAAAAUAAUAGAAAUAUCAUUUCUUUCCGUAUUUUAGAUUAAAGUAUUGAUUCUUAUCUUCCUGAUAUUAUAAAUCGCAUGAGUAAUUAGUUCUAUAGCGGAGCAUUUUUCUAAAACGUUAUUUUUAACGAAUCUUCAUAUUUUGAUUUGGAAUAAGAAACAGACGAACACAAAAAAAAUUUGAUUAAAAAGCUCACUGAGCCUACUAAAAGUUUAUCGUUUGGAGAAAGAGCUAAAGAAUUAAUUAAAUUCUAUGAGGAUCAAGGUGAAGAUUUAAAAAUAUAGUUAAAAAAUGUAAGAUAAGAUAUUGAACAAGAGCAGCUAAAAUAGUAAUAUUAUGAUGGUUCAAUCAAAACAUAGUAGGCUUUCUAAUAUUAAGAGUAUUUGAAUAGGCAAAAGGCAAAAACUUUAUAGGCAAAAAACAAUUUUAAAAAAAUAUUUGCUAGAUAUUUGUUUCAUAGAGAAGAAGAUAUUUUUUAUUUAGUGUAUCAUAUAUUUAACAAAUAAAUUGUUUAUCACUCUGACUGCUUAGAUUAGCUAAAUAAGUUUGAUAGAUGGAUUCUAGUUAACUAGGGUGACUUAGAAAAAUUAAAGGAAAAGAAAAAAUAGAAGCUUUAACAGUUACUUAUGAAUGAUAAGGAAACAAUAGCUGAUAUGAUGAAAACCUUUUUAUAGGAAGUUGAUAAAUAUCUUGCUAUAGUUCACAAUCUUAAUUAAUCCUCAACUAAUUAGCCAUCUAUUACUAAAAGAAAGGAUAAAAAAGAGUUCAACAAGAAAAAAUAAAGAAAAUGA
Molecule: messenger RNA, 2004 nt
Organism: Tetrahymena thermophila SB210
Lineage: Eukaryota; Ciliophora; Oligohymenophorea; Hymenostomatida; Tetrahymenidae
Exons: 3
Source: RefSeq, a predicted model, not a curated record